Molecule: messenger RNA, 2199 nt
Organism: Trichomycterus rosablanca
Lineage: Eukaryota; Metazoa; Chordata; Actinopteri; Siluriformes; Trichomycteridae
Gene: eya2
Product: EYA transcriptional coactivator and phosphatase 2
Exons: 16
Coding region: 186-1610 (474 amino acids)
Biological process (GO): positive regulation of DNA repair; cell differentiation; negative regulation of extrinsic apoptotic signaling pathway in absence of ligand
Cellular component (GO): nucleus
Molecular function (GO): protein tyrosine phosphatase activity
Source: RefSeq, a predicted model, not a curated record
AGCCGGAAUGGACAGACUACUCUGUAACUGAUUUCUUCACCCGGUUUACUUCAAAUAUGAUGGCAAGGAGCUAAGAGUGGGAGAGAAAAAGAAAAGAACGUCAAUCCACCCUCACUGACAGGGGGCUUGAUAUCUACACAUCGAUUCUACAUAUUACAGCAUUCCAGCUGUUUCGAGUACAAGUGAUGGCUGCUUAUGGACAGACACAGUAUAGUCCUGCCAUCCAGCCUGCAGGUCCCUACACACCCUACACACAUCAGGGAUACAGUGUGCCUUCCUACAAUAUUAAAACAGAAGAUGGCUUGAGCCAUUCACCAGGACAGAGCAGUCUGAUUGGCUACACGUCCAACUUCAGCAGUACACCACCAAGCCAAUCUCUUUACAGUUACUCCACACAUGGUGGCAGUAUUUCAUCUGGAAUUUUCCAGAGCACCAAUGCAAUCACAGGCUCCACGCCAUUCAGUCCCACACAGCAAGAUUUCACAGCAUAUUCCAGCUACGGCCAAAGCCAGUACUCGCCUUACUAUAACUCGCACUACAACAACCCCUACCUCACAACCAGUAAUAUUAGCCCAUCAACCAUCGGCACAGCAAUCCCCUAUCAGCAUCCUGAACAUCCUACUGUAACAACCAGCCACAGCCCUGACUCGCAUCCAGGGGAAUACCAACCGCCCCCUAGCCCCCCAACCCCAGGAAAGGAGCAGGAAGGAGGUCCAGCCAGACGAGGCUCGGACGGAAAGCUACGGGGAAGAAAGAGGGCCAAUGACCCGGCACCCCCACUGGAUUCAGAGAUCGAGAGGGUGUUUAUUUGGGACCUGGACGAAACCAUCAUCAUUUUCCACUCGUUGCUUACCGGCUCUUUUUCCACCCGCUUCGGCAAGGACUCUGCCAAAGCAGUAUCUCUGGGGUUGUGGAUGGAAGAGAUGAUCUUCAACUUAGCAGACUCACGACUCUUCUUCAAUGACCUGGAGGAAUGUGACCAAGUUCAUAUCGAUGAUGUGGCCUCAGAUGACAACGGGCAGGACUUAAGCACAUAUAACUUCGGGACCGAUGGAUUCCAGAGUCCAUCUGGUGGAGGUACACUGUGCCUAGGCUCAGGAGUCCAUGGCGGCGUUGACUGGAUGAGAAAGCUGGCUUUCCGCUACCGUCGGGUAAAAGAGAUCUACAACACCUUUAAGAACAAUGUAGGAGGUUUGUUGGGCAGCCCAAAACGGGAGGAAUGGCUUCAGCUGAGAAGAGAAAUGGAGGUUCUAACCGAUCUGUGGCUUACUCAUGCUCUAAAGGCACUAGCUCUUAUUAACUCCAGACCAAACUGUGUAAAUGUGAUGGUCACCACCACUCAGCUCAUCCCUGCGCUGUCCAAAGUUCUGCUGUACGGUCUGGGAGGUGCAUUUCCAAUUGAAAACAUCUACAGUGCCACCAAGACUGGUAAAGAGAGCUGCUUUGAGAGGAUAACUCAGAGGUUCGGGAGGCGAGCGGUGUACGUGGUAAUUGGAGAUGGAGUCGAGGAGGAAUCUGUAGCAAAGAAGAAAAAUAUGCCGUUCUGGAGGGUGUCGUGCAGACCGGACCUUGAGGCACUAAGUCAUGCACUAGAGCUGGACUACCUCUAGAGGGCUCAACCUACAUCAGUCGUUCACUUGGCUGCGUCUACCUUUCAUUAAAAACAUGGACUGUGAACCACAAUCACAUGGCCAAGCCAAGAACUGCAGGACCAGUUUGUUUCAAAUCAGUCCAGGAAAAAUAAUUUCCUUUUACUUUUUUUUUUACUUAAUCUGUGACAACUGUUUAUACACUGCACUGAACACAAUCAAAAACCAGAGUGCUUUACACCACCAAAGAGUUUCAGUUUGUGCCUGUUGAUGUCAGACUAAAGAAAUACAUUCAGUACAACAUUGUAUGUAUGGCUUGUGAUGUGAAAAACAUUUCAAAUCAUUUUGGGGGGUUGAGGGGAGGCCUUAUUUAUGUCUUUGCUAUUAAUAUAGAUGAGACGUUUAGGUCCGGGACUAGCUCAAGAGUCUUAUGAAACGUUUAGGUCCGGGACUAGCUCAAGAGUCUUAUGAAGAAAGAUAACCUAUUAAAUCAUUUUUGUAAAUCGUGUUAUAUCGGACUAUUUAAACUGUGAAAUUCAGUCAAAUUCCUUUUGAAAGAAUGAAUCACAAUAAUUGCGAUAACCUUGAUGAUUAAAAUGGUUUGGGAAAU